This is a messenger RNA of Esox lucius (northern pike), 1619 nucleotides long. It is a transcript of the gene mos, whose product is annotated as v-mos Moloney murine sarcoma viral oncogene homolog. NCBI's taxonomy places the organism in Eukaryota, Metazoa, Chordata, Actinopteri, Esociformes, Esocidae. Gene Ontology annotation, molecular function: ATP binding; protein kinase activity. The coding region runs from base 99 to 1115 and encodes 338 amino acids. The record is from RefSeq and is a predicted model, not a curated record. Gene Ontology annotation, cellular component: cytoplasm. The transcript has a single exon. Gene Ontology annotation, biological process: negative regulation of metaphase/anaphase transition of meiotic cell cycle; signal transduction; positive regulation of MAPK cascade.
AUGUAGCAUACAUGUUCCAGCAAUCAACUAAUCUAAUAGCAGCUGUGUGAACAGAAAGACAGGCGUAGACAGCAAGCUCACAAGGUGGUGGUUCGAAAAUGCCAUCCCCAAUUCCCCCUACACGCUUGUUAGCUAAAGAUAUUUAUCCAUCUCUCGAUUUCGGAGCUUGCAGCAGUCCGUUGGUAAAGUAUUCCAACGAUUCCACUCUAAGAGUUCCAACUCAACGGUUCCAUGGUAAGGUCGCAACCAGACUAUGGUCGUCCACUAUUCAUUGGAAGAAAUUACAAUCCAUGCAGCCCAUUGGAUCUGGUGGGUUUGGGUCGGUUUAUAAAGGUGUGUACUUUGAUGAGAUUGUGGCUGUCAAAAAGGUGAAGAAGUGCGUCAAGAAUAAGCUGGCAUCCAGACAAAGUUUUUGGGCUGAACUAAAUGCAGCCCAUUUACGCCAUACAAAUGUAGUGCGCAUUAUUGCCGCUACCACGUGCAUACCAGAUAAUCUGGAAAACGGGGACAACAUUGGUACAAUCGUAAUGGAAUACGCAGGUGAACGAAAUCUACACCAGGUAAUUUACGAUUGCGCGGAGGCGCUUGAAGUGAACAGGUGGACUAAGUUUGCGAAAGAGAUUGCGCAUGGUCUUCAGUUCCUGCACUCCCAUGGCAUUGUCCAUUUGGAUAUCAAACCGGCAAAUGUAUUGGUGUCGAGGGAGGACGUCUGUAAAAUUGUUGACUUUGGCUGUUCACAGAAACUGGAGCUCGGGAGUGAUCUGUCUAGCCUCACGCCCCAAAUGAGUCAUGGCGGAGGCACCUACACCCACCGAGCGCCUGAACUGUUGAAGGGGGAAGACGUGUCUCCGAAAUCUGACAUCUACUCGUUUGGAAUCACUCUUUGGCAAUUGAUCACCAGAGAGCAGCCCUAUACAGGUGACAGACAAUAUGUUUUAUAUGCAGUUGUAGCAUACGAUUUACGCCCCUCGGUCACUGGUGAUGCUUUCUUCAAGUUACUCCAAGGAAAAGUCUGCCUAUCCAUGUUGUCCAAAUGCUGGAGUAGUGAGCCAAGUUUGAGACCAAGCGCGGACGAUGUCCACACAGAUCUGGAUAAGAUCCGAUGCGAGCGAUAAAACAUUUUAUUGAACAUAAUCAAGUCAACCUUUCAUGUUUUACACAUUUUACUUUUACGCACAACUUUUACGCACCGCCGGAUGUUUUACUGAAUUCAAAUGAAGACCAGACUGAAUGGGACACCACACUGGAACCAUAUUGCUGGUCGUUGAUGUGUUUUUUGUGUUGUUUUUUUUCAUACCAUGCUUUUAAUGCAGAAUAGUUUGAGCUGCCAUUGUUCUGCUAAUUCAGUGUUUAAAAUGUACAGCCUUACUAUUUCUAUUCAUUCAAAUUUCAGGAAAAACUAUAUAAAAUCACUUUAAGGUCUACAUUUCUGAUGUAUCCAAGCUGAAGCUAGUUUUGAUCUCAGGACUGAACUGUUUUACUUGUUAAAUAGAUUUAUAAGAAUUUAAGUGUUUACAUGUAAAAUAUAUUUGUAUGUCAGCUGCAGUCUGUGCAUGUAGCACAUUUGAAAUGUAUGUAAUGUUUUAGAUAUUUGAUGAUAUUUCAUUAAACAUCCUUGU